This is a messenger RNA of Tauraco erythrolophus (red-crested turaco), 804 nucleotides long. The record is from RefSeq and is a predicted model, not a curated record. NCBI's taxonomy places the organism in Eukaryota, Metazoa, Chordata, Aves, Musophagiformes, Musophagidae.
AUGUAUGGAAGUCCGGCACAGUUUUCUGUUAUGCUGGUACGGCGUAACAGAUCAGACCAUUCUCCCUGCCUGGACAUGCCCACGACGAAGGGCACGCUCUUCACGAUCCCACGCACGGCUCAGGUGGUCAAGCGCCGUAUCCGUAAAUCUAUUAUCAAGCUCUACAUCAUUUUUAAUAAAGACUGCAAGGGUGCUGGUUACACUAAAAGUACUCCAAAGUCGUUGCCUGCCCGAACGUUCAUCGUGCAGAAGCAAACAUGGCCAUCAGGCUACUCCCUGAAAGAGGAGGUAACAGACAUUAAAGAAAAGCUAAAGCUCUCUAAAAAGUUCUGGUCAACAUUACCCUACAUAAUCUGCAAGGAUGAGCGAGUGACAGCUGGUCCAUCGAUUGAGGAGGACUGCUGGAACGGCCACACCAAGGCGAGAUAUUUGCCUGAGAUUAUGAACGAUGGCUUGACCAACCAGAUCAACAAUCCGGAAGUAGAUGUGGACAUCACAAGGCCAGACACCUUCAUUCGACAACAAAUUAUGGCUUUACGUGUCAUGACUAACAAACUGAAGAACGCAUAUAAUGGAAAUGAUGUCAACUUCCAGGAUACAAGUGAUGAAACCAGCGGCUCGGGCAGCGGAAGCGGCUGUACGGACGACAUCUGUCCCACUGAGUUCGAUUUCAUCACCACUGAAGCUCCGCCAGUCGAUUCUGACAGAAGAGAGGUGGAGGCUUCAGCCGCGCAGCCUGGCCAGUCACUGCAGACGUUGCUCAUCGUCUUCAUCAGUCUCGUCCUGCAGAGACAGUGGAGAUAA